Molecule: messenger RNA, 2363 nt
Organism: Conger conger (European conger)
Lineage: Eukaryota; Metazoa; Chordata; Actinopteri; Anguilliformes; Congridae
Product: KIAA1328 ortholog
Exons: 11
Coding region: 213-1871 (552 amino acids)
Source: RefSeq, a predicted model, not a curated record
CCCACGCCAGGUCAUCCCACGCUAUAAUUACCCACUUGCUCCCAGGACAUGAGGCAGCGUCUCUCCACCGGCUCCCUCUCCACAAAACGCACGUCCAUCACCCCCGGCAGACCCUCUAAAUUUGAAUGUCAAAGCAAUAAACAGGCGUGAGCGAAGAGGGAAAUCUCCGCCCAGGGGCAAAGGUGGGGUCAGGCGGCGUGAGGAAGGGGAAGAUGAGAAUGGGAAACGGCAGUGAGCUGAAGGGCAUUGUGGGAGUUGGAUGCCAGCUCGAGGAGAAGAAGAAUCGGUUCCACCGUCCCUGCUGCCAGGCCAAGACCCAGGCUCACGCUACCCAGGCAAAGGCUAUGCUCCAUUCAGCCUCCACCGCUGGGCCUUCACUCAGACCCCCUGUGCUGAGCCCCACCAAGCCCAUCUACAUAAACACACAGGCACUGGCCAAGUCAGUCCAGGCCCGGAGUAGCGCCUCUCUGAAGGACCUCUGCCCAGAAGACAAGCGGCGUAUCGCCAACCUCAUCGAGGAGUUGGCCAGGGUGAGUGAGGAGAAGGACGAGUCUAAGCAGAGGCUGAAGGAUGAGCAGGAGUCCUUCGAGCGCAAGAUCCAGCAGCUGGAAGAGCAGAACCAGCUGAUCGUCCAGGAGAGGGAGGGGCUCCAGCAGCAGUAUCGGGAGUGUCAGGAGCUGCUGGGCCUGUAUCAGGAGUACCUGUCCCAGCAGAAGGAGAAGCUCAACCACUCCAUCGCCCACCUGCACCACUCCCACUCCAAGGUGAGCAGCAGAGAGGGGCCCGUCGGACCGCCUGCGAGGGGCGGGGCCGCGGGGCUGGACGGCUCGUACCUGGACCCCCCAGCCACGGGCGGAGCCUGGCCGGCCACACCCGCUCUGCUGUCCUCCAGCAGCGGGCGGGACAGUGAGCGCAGCCAGGGGCGGGGCCAGAGGAGCGAGCCGCGACAGGGACCCUCCCAAACGUGCGGCUCCCGGCCCUGUUUCUACGAGGACGGGCCCUCUCCCGCCGCCCGCAGGCCCCCCCGAGCGCCCGCCACGGCGCCCCCUCCUGGCCGGGUGGACUGGGACGAGAGGAGGAACUGGCUCCUGCUGCAGAAGAUGGAGCUGGAGGUGCAGAGGGAGAAGCUCCAGGCCCAGCUCGCCCAGCAGGAGGAGCGCCUCUUCCUGCACAACCAGACGCUCCGCCAGUCCCGCAUGGAGUCCAGCAAGUUCCGGGACCGGGCGGCUGAGCCUGAGGCAGACAGGGUAGCCCUCAGUGGGGCGGCGGAAUCGAACCAAACCCCACGGGUCCAGGACCGGGUGGCUGAGCCUGAGGCAGACAGGGUAGCCCUCAGAGGGGCGGCGGGAUCUAACCAAACCCCACGUGGUUCUGCGGUUCUGGGCAGGGUGAGAGCACCUUCUCGUGAGUCGGAGGAUCUGGACCGAAUCGCAGCUCAGCAGGAGGAGCUGCUGCAGCGUGGGGAGAUGGCGGCCCUCCCCUUACACAAACCCCCACAGUCUAACGAAGCCUCUGCUGUUUCCAGGAGGGAUGCCGCCACCUCUCCUGCUGUGGCCCAAUCACAGCCCUCAGCCCUGGCCCCUGGCCUCCCAAGGACCCCCUCCUCUCGCUUGCACUCGUCGCUGAUUGAUCUCCUGGACACGUUUAGCCCCCUCUCAGCCCCCAUCCAGCGCCGAGGGCGCCCCACCCGAAAGCCCCGCACCCCUGGCCUCUCCUCAGUGCUGCCCCCCUGGGCCCCUCCCCAAUGGGCCCCCCCUCCCCAACGGGCCCCACCUCACCCUCGCCGGGCCCCUCGCCCCCGGUCCCCCUCGUCCCCGGUCGAGGACGCUGAGGAGAGCCAAAUCCUGGAUGACAUAUUCUUCAUCUGCUGACAUGAGGGGCCUUGCCCCCGCCUCCCCCCUCCCCCCCCACGCCCUGCUCACCGUCCACCAUCCCCGCACAGGCAGCCCAGAGAAGGCCUUUUUCAGACACUCUCUCAGAAGCGCACAGAUGUUCCCCUCGGGCUGAUGCUAACCAGCCUUAUUAAUAUUGACCUCGCUGCGGUUCGGGGAACGCCAGAGGCCUUUUAAGAUGAGAGAACCUGAAAGGGUCUUUGAAAGUUGUUACACUUGGAUGUGACUGUGAGCAUGGGCCCCCCUACCCUUUGGAAAACAGUUUUUGCACUACAGCGUGUAUGAAUGACAAAAAUAAUUUAAAAAACCUCUCGCAUUCUUUUUAAUCAUCCGCCUCACACUUUGCCCUUGAAUUUUAACGCCUAUUUUUUGUCUUUUGGUUGGAAGUCAAAAAACUAGAUCAGGGAAACCGCAAAAGCAUUAUUUUCUUUGUGUUUCUGUGCCUGAUGUAAAUAAAGGAAUUCUAUUUAA